AUGUCCGCCAUCCGCGCCCUCAGCCUCCGCGCCACCCCCUCCGCCCUCAGGGCUCCCCUCGCCUUCAAGCGAACCCUGGCCACCCCCGUCAACUCUCUCCUCACCCCACUCCUCCCCGCAAAGACCCCUGCCGCCCUCCACUUGAAGUCUGGCCAGAGCUACUAUGGCAACAGCUUUGGUAGCGAAAACUCCAAGUUCGGUGAGACCGUCUUCUCCACCAGUAUCACCUCUUACACCGACUCCAUGACCGACCCUUCCUACCUGGGUCAGAUUCUGGUCUUUACCUCCCCCAUGAUCGGGAACUACGGUGUGCCUAGCAACGCUUCCCCCCCCGAGUACCCCGGUAUUCCCUUCCUCGAGUCUGACAAGAUUCAGUGUACCGGUGUCGUUGUCUCCGACGUCGCACUCAAAUACAGCCACUACCAGGCCGUCGAGUCUCUUCACGAGUGGUGCCAGCGAUACGAUGUCCCCGGUAUCACCGGUGUCGACACCCGUGCUAUCACUAGCUUGUUGAGGGACCAGGGUACCACUCUUGGUCGUCUCGCCGUCGGCGAUGAUGCCAGCGUCAUUCCCUCAGCUGCCGACUUCUGGGACCCUUCCAAGGACAACCUUGUUGCCCAAGCCUCUGUCAAGAAGGCCUACACCCUCAACGCCAAGGGCUCUGGUCCUCGAAUCGCCGUCCUUGACUUUGGAACCAAGGCCAAUAUCCUCCGAUCCCUUGUCCGACGCGAUGCAGUUGUCACUGUCCUCCCUUGGGACUUUGACUUCAACACCGUCCGAGACCAGUAUGACGGUCUCUUCCUUUCCAACGGUCCUGGUGACCCCAAGAUGAUCAUGGACACCGCUAUGCGAGUCAGGCAGACCAUUAACGAGUGGAACAAGCCCAUCUUUGGUAUCUGCAUGGGUCACCAGAUCCUUGGUCUGGCUGCCGGUCUUGAGGCUUACCGAAUGACCUUUGGUAACCGAGGUCACAACCAGCCGGUUCUGGCUUUGGCCAGCUCUGGAAGCAUCUCGGCGGGUCGAGUCUACGUCACUUCUCAGAACCACCAGUAUGCUCUUCGCUUGACUGAAGACUUCCCUGAGGGUUGGGCUCCCUUCUUCAUCAACUGUAACGACUCUUCGGUUGAGGGCAUCAUCUCCACACCCGAGAGCGGCAAGAGGAUUUGGGGCGUGCAGUUCCAUCCCGAGUCUGCUGGUGGUCCCCUCGACACCAUUGAGAUGUUUACCGAUUUCGUCAACGAGUGCCAGGCUGGCCGAUCUGGCAAGCAUGGGGCCAUGAUUGCCAACGAAGUCAAGGUUGACGGACAUGCAGCUGCUGCUGCCUCCGCUUGA
Cryptococcus wingfieldii CBS 7118 is the source of this 1332-nucleotide messenger RNA. Its product is annotated as carbamoyl-phosphate synthase, small subunit. Gene Ontology annotation, biological process: L-arginine biosynthetic process; L-glutamine metabolic process; 'de novo' pyrimidine nucleobase biosynthetic process. Gene Ontology annotation, molecular function: carbamoyl-phosphate synthase (glutamine-hydrolyzing) activity. Gene Ontology annotation, cellular component: carbamoyl-phosphate synthase complex; cytoplasm. The record is from RefSeq and is a predicted model, not a curated record. The transcript has 4 exons. The coding region runs from base 1 to 1332 and encodes 443 amino acids. NCBI's taxonomy places the organism in Eukaryota, Fungi, Basidiomycota, Tremellomycetes, Tremellales, Cryptococcaceae.